AUGUCCUUGCUUUCCAACAGCGUCCAGCGAUGCAACGCUUGUAAUCUUCUGCGACCAAACUGUCCCGGUUAUUUCUCUAAGGAUAGCGGGACGGGUGUCGAGUAUGUGAGCACACCUGCACCCCUGAACUCAAAGCUGUUCACUAUAGUGCGGAAGGUGUGCGUGCGCAGUCUCUCUAUUGAGAUGUUACCGGGAAGGGAAGGUCCGGCUGUGUUUGGAGACACGCAGAAUGGAUAUGUUCUACAGUACCAGUUUACACUGAAGGAUCCGCAA
Messenger RNA from Sphaeroforma arctica JP610, 273 nucleotides. RefSeq lists its product as hypothetical. Gene Ontology annotation, cellular component: cytosol. The record is from RefSeq and is a predicted model, not a curated record. The transcript has a single exon. Lineage: Eukaryota; Ichthyosporea; Ichthyophonida. Gene Ontology annotation, biological process: negative regulation of transcription by RNA polymerase II; positive regulation of transforming growth factor beta receptor signaling pathway; positive regulation of TORC1 signaling. The annotation marks the transcript as partial. Gene Ontology annotation, molecular function: GTPase activator activity.